This is a messenger RNA of Triplophysa rosa, 834 nucleotides long. It is a transcript of the gene serp1, whose product is annotated as stress-associated endoplasmic reticulum protein 1. Lineage: Eukaryota; Metazoa; Chordata; Actinopteri; Cypriniformes; Nemacheilidae. The record is from RefSeq and is a predicted model, not a curated record. The coding region runs from base 170 to 370 and encodes 66 amino acids. The transcript is spliced from 3 exons. Gene Ontology annotation, cellular component: endoplasmic reticulum. Gene Ontology annotation, biological process: endoplasmic reticulum unfolded protein response.
AGUUGUCCACGUAUCGUGGGUGGAGUGAAUUCUUUCGUAUGCACACGUAGACUUAAAUUUGUACAUCAGUGCUAUAGCACACGUCAACCGAUCCCGCCAGAACUCUUGGAUUUAUAACAUUAUUCACCGCUUUUUCUUUUAUAAUUAACAUUUACCUUAAGAGUGAGAGAUGGUGGCCAAACAGAGGAUUCGCAUGGCGAAUGAGAAACACAGCAAGAACAUCACACUGCGGGGCAAUGUGGCCAAAUCCACGAGAUUUGCUCAGGAGGAGAAGGCAGUGGUUGGACCAUGGCUUCUUGCUUUGUUCGUCUUUGUAGUAUGUGGAUCAGCAAUAUUCCAGAUCAUUCAGAGCAUCAGGAUGGGCAUGUGAAGGGUCAUCAAAGUUACUUUGUGCUGUUAUCCUCUCCUGGCUAAAGAUCAUCAUUCCCCUUUACUUAUUUAAAUCUUCAUGCUUCUCAAGGUCUUUCACUACAGCGACGUGGUGCCUUACUCCAAAACUGGAGGAACAAUAUCUUCUGAAACAUUCCAAUAUGGGACUUAUAAACAAAAUUGCUGCUGAAUUCAUGACCAAGGCAAUAAACUCAGAAUACAGUUGACUGUUAUGAAUCGUUCUGUUUGUUUAAUAGAAGUGCACCAUAGUUAUCAUUUGUUAUAGAUUUCGGACCAGUUCAGUAUAAUUGUUAAUGUUAUUUUGUAUUUUGCACCUUUAUUGGAUUUCCUUCUACCAUUGGAGCUGAAUUUGUGUGUUCUUUAACUGUAUGUUUAUAUAAAUGAAGGUACACAUGUUUAGUUUGGUGUGUAGACAUGAAAGAAAAAAUAAAAUGUACUUUCGCA